AUGACGAGAAGAGUUAAAGAUAAAUAUUUGUGUGGAGAGAAAAAUUUAAAAGAGAUACAUCUGAAGUUAUUUGACGAGGAAGAGAAGAUAGGAUAUCAUAUGGUUGCUAAUAGUGAUAUAGUAGAUCUUGACAACUCGCCUGAGUUAGUGAAAUGCAGUGGAUGCGAAAAGAAUGUAAGUAAGCAGAAUAAUAAAGAAGAUGAGAAUGGUUUUUGUUUAAUUUAUAUAAAUAAUCAAAAAAGUAGAAUUAUUAAAAAAAGAGUAGAAAAACAAUUUUUAAAACCUUAUGAGUCCUUAAGGAAUAUUAUCAAGAAAAAUGAAAUAAUAAGAGAAUACGUGGAAUAUGAUAUAAAUGAUGAAUUUUAUAAUUGGAGAAUUGAUUUAAUCGAUAAAUUAAUAGAGACUGAUGAAAAUUUUAUUAAAUUUUUAAAAAAUAGUUUAAUAGAAGAAGAAAAAAGGAAUGGUAAAAGAAGUUAUGAAUAUAUAUUAGAUAUUUUAAUUAGGAAAAAUUAUAAUAGCGAUAAGGAAGAACUGAAAUUUAGUGUAAGAUAUGACGAUAAUCUUGAAAAUGAGUUUAAAGCUAUUAUAAGAGGUAUUAUUUUGGGAAUAUUAAUAAUUGAUAGAGGAAGUGACGUUGGAUUAGGAGUUAAUAGUUAUGUGCUUAGAUUAUUAGAAAAAUUUAAAAAUAGUAGUAAUAGAAGGAAAUUAGACGAAGAUUUAGAUAAAAUAAGGUUAAAGUUAAGAGAGGAAUUAGUAAAUAAUAAAGCGAUGAUGGAUUCUAAGUCGUAUAAGAUGAAAUUUAUAGAUGAGGUAAUGUCAUUUGAUGAAUUUAAUCUUUAUUGGAAGAAAAUUUUAAUUUCAGGAGGGCUUAGAGCGUGGCGUAAAAAGUGUUCUGAAUUAAUUUGGAAAAAUGAAAUGCUUAACAGUAGUAAGGUGGAAGAUCUCUUUUAUUAUAAUUAUAAGGAUGAAUUCGAUUGGAAUAAAACAUUACAGUUUAUUAGUAAUAGAAAUAUUUAUACAUCAUGGGAAAUUGAGAAAGAUGAUGUAUGGGAGCGUUCAUAUAAAAUUAAAAAUUUUUUAAAGGAUUUACCAACGUAUGAGGUGUUAUAUAAAAGAGAUGUAAACAAGAUAGAAACAGAUCAAUGUAUUAGGUGCAAGAAUGGUGUGGAAGAUUGGGACCAUUUAUGGAUCUGUGAGAAUAAUGAAUUAACGAUAAAAGAAGUUUUAAAACUUUCGAUUAGUAAAUUUGAAGAAAGUUUAUUGAAGGAAGAAAAGCAUGAAAAAAUCAAAUUUUUACAGAACAUAAAUUUUAGUUUUUUAAAAAUUUUAUACGAAAAAUCAGAAGUUUUACUUGGAAAAGAGAAAUAUUGGGAAUUGAUUAGAGGAAAAGAGUUUUGGAACAAAAUGUGUAAUGAAGUUAAUGAGAUAGAACUAAGUUUAGGUAUUAAAAAAUUGGAUAAAAGAGUUAGAAAAUUUAUAGAUAGGGAUAUGAAGUGCGGAGAUAAAAGUAUAGAAAAUCAAAGAAAAAAAUUAAAAAUUAGUGAAAAAUACAAAAAUAGAGAACAAAAUAUUAAAUUAGUAACGAAAAAUAAAAUAAUUACUAUAAAAUUAGUUUAG
Messenger RNA from Rhizophagus irregularis DAOM 181602=DAOM 197198, 1617 nucleotides. RefSeq lists its product as uncharacterized. NCBI's taxonomy places the organism in Eukaryota, Fungi, Glomeromycota, Glomeromycetes, Glomerales, Glomeraceae. The record is from RefSeq and is a predicted model, not a curated record.